Eruca vesicaria subsp. sativa (arugula) is the source of this 864-nucleotide messenger RNA. Lineage: Eukaryota; Viridiplantae; Streptophyta; Magnoliopsida; Brassicales; Brassicaceae. The record is from the annotation of a GenBank genome assembly.
AUGGACGAGACCAAAUCAAAGACAGAAGAAAAAUGCAAACGCCGCACUAAACCUACACCCAUUUGCUGUGAAACUGGAGAUCACGUUCAUUCCCCUCCCACGCGCCCACCCAAACCCACUCCCCCUCCUCCUCACGCGCCAUCCCCGACCAUCGAAUCCCUCCUCCAACUCUCACCCAAGCCCCACUACGGCGAAUGCAGGAAGAAUCAGGCAGCAAGCACCACCACCACCACCGCCUACGACGGCUGCGGAGAGUUCGUCAGCGCCAAUCCCGCCGAAGACUCUUUAAACUGCGCCGCAUGCGGCUGCCACCGCACCUUCCACCUCCAGGAACCUCUCUCCGACGGCGCGAUCCUCGAAAUUCUCAAGAUCUCGCCGUUACAGUUCCGCCAGAUCUUCUGCUCUCCUUACGGAAACACCGAAGAGAGGAUCGUGACGGAUCGAUCGAACGAGGAGGGAGCGAAGAAGAGGGUGAAGAGGAGGUUCACGGAGGAGCAGAGGGAGAAGAUGAGGAGUUACGCGGAGAAGGUUGGGUGGAAAGUGAGCACUGAGAGUAGAGAGAGAGUCAAGGAGUUUUGCGAUGGGAUUGGAGUGACGAGGAAGAAUCUUAGAGUUUGGAUGAAUAAUAAUCAUAACGGAGUUAACGGACGACGUUUGGAUGAGGAGGAGGGGAGAGUGAGGAAGAGGUUUAAGACGAAGUUCACGGCGGAGCAGACGGAGAAAAUGAGGCGUUACGCGGAGAAGCUGACGUGGAAAGUUAGGGCUGAGGAUAGAGUGGAGACUGAAGGGUUUUGCGGUGAGAUUGGAGUUAGUUGGAAUAGUUUUAUGAUUUGGAUGAAUAAUCACAAGGAGGAAAGGGACUGA